AUGGAAUACCCUCUCACGCGUAGGCGGCAGCCACCUGCACCAACGCCACCAUCACCGCGCCUUAUUCGAAGCAGAAGCGAAGCCGAAAACAAUUCAAGCUCGUUAAACACGAACCAAAGAUUGGUUAAUAAUCGAUCAAAAUCAACUACAAGAUCAAGAAACGAGAAUGUAAACCCUUCAAGUAAUUAUACCACUGGCACUUCUUUACCAAACAUGCAAAAGAAGCCUAGUGGUCAACAGAAAGAGAGUGGUGGUAAAGAUGGAUUUGUUAGGUUCUUGCAACGUGGCAGUAAAAGUCCACGUAACAGCUCUGCAGCAAUUAAGAGGCCAAAGUCAUCAGCAUCAACCUGGUCGUCGCAAUCAGCAUUGGCAUUAUCACCUGGACGCUCUCCUGUGUUUCCGGCACCAGAGCCGUCACCACGGAUUGGUGGAGAUCAGAGAGGGAAGGUCAACAGUAACGGUGGUGGUGGUGCUAUGAAUAGUGUUUUGAAGUACCUUAGGCAAAAGAAGGUGAAUCCAAUCCAAGAAGUGGAAUACCAUAGGUUUAGGGUUUUGCAAAAUAGGUUGUCGCAGUGGAGGUUUGUGAAUGCUAGGGCUGAUGCUGCUAGGUCCUAUGUGAAGACAGUAGCUGAGGAUAAAUUAUUUCAUGUUUGCCUUAGAAUCGUCAAUGCGAGAAAUAUCAUUCUAGAAAAGCGAAUUCAAAUUCGAAAAGUCAAGCACGAUGUCAAAUUGUGUCAAAUUAUUAACCCACAAAUGAAACUGCUUAAUGAAUGGGCAAAAUUAGAGGGAAAAAAUUGCGAAGCAGUGGGCAGAGUGACUAGGAAACUAUCAGCAUUGUCAGUCAAACUCCCUGUAGAUGAUGAUGCUAAGGGAGACGUGGAAUCAAUCUACAAGGCUAUUAGCACUGCAGUGCAGGUCAUGGAUAGCAUAGAAGCAACCAUCAAUAAAUUCCUCUCCCAGGUUGAGAAAAUUCUUUAUCUGUUCACAGAGCUUUCGAGCACACUGGAACAUCAGAAUGACAGAUGGGAGGAAAUGGAGAAAAUAAUAACCCUAGUUGCUAAACUAGUGGCAUGGGAGAAAAGUGUAACAGUACAUCUCUUGCAAAUAGUCCUGGAUGUAGAGGAAGAGGAAGCUGUCUCAAUACAUGAAUCAUGCAUCAAUUGA
Messenger RNA from Dovyalis caffra, 1164 nucleotides. Lineage: Eukaryota; Viridiplantae; Streptophyta; Magnoliopsida; Malpighiales; Salicaceae. The record is from the annotation of a GenBank genome assembly.